CGGCUCUUUGAAAUACUGGUGGCCUCAGAAACUCUACAGGGUGUUGGGUGAGGUACCAUUUAUUAGGAAGCAGUCCCAAAUGUUUGGAGGGUUUGCACCUUUGUGGGAAAUAUCCUGAAGGAGUUAACAGAGGUCCCGCCUAAGUGGGGUCGUGCCUGGGCCGAGCAUUUAUAAGGAGAGCAUCAGAGCAGUUUCGGCAUUCAUGGAGCCACCUGCCCUUGUUUCCAUACAAGUUGUCUCUGCAUUUGGUCUGCCCGACGAACUCAUCCAGAAGGGGAAGGACAUCAAGGGGACAUCGGAAAUCGUGCAGAAUGGGAAGCACUUCAAGUUGACCAUCACUACUGGGUCCAAGGUCAUCCAGAAUGAGUUCACCUUGGGGGAGGAGUGUGAGAUGGAGACCAUGAAUGGGGAGAAGGUCAAGACAGUGGUUCAGUUGGAAGGUGACAAUAAACUGGUGACAACUUUCAAAGGCAUCAAGUCUGUGACUGAACUCAACGGUGACAUAAUCACCAGUACCAUGACACUGGGUGACAUUGUCUUCAAGAGAAUCAGCAAGAGAAUUUAGACAAGUCCACAUUUCAUAGUCUUAUAUCAUGUAAAAUUAAUGCAAUAAAGUGAAAUUUCUUUUUCAAAAAGA
Molecule: messenger RNA, 637 nt
Organism: Phacochoerus africanus (Common warthog)
Lineage: Eukaryota; Metazoa; Chordata; Mammalia; Artiodactyla; Suidae
Gene: FABP1
Product: fatty acid binding protein 1
Exons: 4
Coding region: 203-565 (120 amino acids)
Biological process (GO): fatty acid transport
Cellular component (GO): cytosol; nucleus
Molecular function (GO): fatty acid binding
Source: RefSeq, a predicted model, not a curated record